GCCAUUGCCUCAAGACGGUCAUAACAGGCCCUCCUUAAGUACACUGCUAUUUCUCAUUGCUUCCUCACAAAUCUACUGCAAGUCAAGUACGGUUUCCCUAAUUAGUGCGGUAUUUACUGAUGGAUUUCCUGCCUACUGGUAGUGUGGAGGUUAGCCUGAUCAGGGAGGAUGGAGAGCUUGACAUUUCUAAUUCUAGUGUUUUGUAAUCUAAAAGUGAAUGCACAAUAUGAGGUCUUUAAUGAUCCCAUUUCUUGGAUAGCAGCGAAAGCUAGAUGUGAAGAUAAUAUCGGGAAUCUUGCAAUAUUUCGAGCCUCUGCAAGAACGUUAAAUACAACACAAAUGGACGCAAGUAUCCGACCCAAUACUAUGUAUUGGGUGGGUGGUCGACUUCAUGACCAUGGAUGGAACUUUUACGACACCAGGUGUUUAGUAAAUUCCACAGAUAAGGGGAGUCCAUCAAAAGAGAUGAUAGUGUAUAAGGGAUGCUUUCGUUCUUCCCUGAUAAGAGGAGGGUUUCCACUAAAAAAUAUACACGCCAGGGAGUGCUUCGAACAAUGUGAAUGGAAGGGGAGUAUCGGUUUAUAUAGUACGAUGUGUCUAUGUGAGCACCAUUUACACCAGCUGACCCGGCUGCCGGACGAUGACUGCACUAUUAAGUGUGCUCACUGUGAGAGUGAAACGUGUGGCGGGAUUAAGGGCGUGUCUGUAUACAGCUAUAAAAGAAGCCGCCAGAUACACAGCAUAGCUAACACCACCAGUAAAGAGCUGUGUGUGUUCGUCCAGACAGAACCGUCCGGGACUAGAACGCUGCACCCAGCGGACUGUUUCACCCACCUCAAGUACAUAUGUCGAUUUGACAAUAGUUCAUUUUGUGGAGAAACUACUCACUGUUUUCGCUCGUCAUUCACUUCCUACACGUGGUCCACAGCCCAUCAAACAUGUAGAUCUCUGAACGGAACUUUAGCUUCCAUUGAUAUUGACGGGGAUCUACCGAUUGGAAAAUUCUGGGUAGCAAUGAAAAAGGACGUCCAAUGGAGAUGGCUGGAUGGUAGUAUGAUUUCCUCCUCUCAGCUGUCAACAUGGACAAUCUCUGGAGAUUCCGUUCAGAAAUCAAAAGGAAAUUGUGUGGCUAUCCAUAUCUCGUCACGUAAUCUGGCGAAAUUUACAACUGUUACAUGUGAUGCGAAAUUAGGUUUCGUUUGCCAGUACGGGAAUUUCAAGGAAGAGUCCUUCUUCUCCACUUCAAUUGAUCUGAAUGUCAUCGUAAAUAGUACAAACACACAAAACAACACCACAUUACAGCAACCAAAGAGAGACAGGUUACUUCUAACAAUUUUGUAUCUUGGGGUCGGCGUAGUGUCCGGGAUGGCGUUUGUGUUUGCUAUCGGCGUUUUCAUUUGCAUGGCAAGGCGCUGUUGUGGAAGUACGAGCUCAGACUUUAAGCCUCUGAAAUCUUAUAAACAAAAACCGGAGAUUGUCCAUUGCAAAGCACUUGGAGAAUGGCGAAGGGAUGUCGAGGUACACCACAGUCCGAGAAGAGAAUACCAUCAGGAUGAUGAAAUAUUGGGAGAAUGGCAAAGAGAAGGAGAAACAUUGGGAGACUGGCAUAGGACAGAGGAGAAAGAAGUGGGGGGCUGGCGGAGAGGCGGUGACGUCGUGUAUGACGUACCUUCAGAAAAUCGAAACGAAAAUGUGUUCAGACAAAACCAGCGAAUCAUCAAACAGGGUUCUUGGCAAGGUGGGAAAGAGGUACACGUAACACGAAAGAAUCAGACUGGUUCCUGGCGAGAAGGUCGAAUGAAAGAACGACCUGUGAUGGGCUGUGAAAUCCUAAACACGUAUCCCAGCCAGGAACGGGACUAUCGAGACACUAGUUAUACCAUUCAUAAGGCCCAGGCCGAGUCCCACAGACGCCCGAGGGAAAAUGGUAGCAUUACUAUAGACCCAAAUUAUAUGGAGAGCGAUCUAGACAUGCGUUUGCGCCAACCGAUGCCACCGCCCGGAAAUGACGUCUUUUUGGCUGACACAUACAGUUUUCCUUUAAGAAACAGACAAUCUUCAGGUGAAAUUCACAUGGACCCUGUCGAGUUGUACGCUACUGUACAUCGUGCUGUGUAUCAAGAUGCGGAUAACGAAGACCAAAUGGUCUCAAUAGUGUAAAGGAACUUGUAAAUUCAUUAUGAUCAUAUCUGACUGAUUUCUGUUUGAUUCAAUACUUAUUUUUCCUAACUGUGUUGAAUUAAAUGAGUUGCAUACAAA
Messenger RNA from Ostrea edulis (European flat oyster), 2259 nucleotides. RefSeq lists its product as uncharacterized. Lineage: Eukaryota; Metazoa; Mollusca; Bivalvia; Ostreida; Ostreidae. Bases 169 to 2160 code for a protein of 663 amino acids. The transcript is spliced from 10 exons. The record is from RefSeq and is a predicted model, not a curated record.